Messenger RNA from Schistocerca cancellata (South American locust), 11712 nucleotides. RefSeq names its product titin (gene e(y)3). The transcript has 17 exons. The record is from RefSeq and is a predicted model, not a curated record. Lineage: Eukaryota; Metazoa; Arthropoda; Insecta; Orthoptera; Acrididae. Bases 1 to 11430 code for a protein of 3809 amino acids.
AUGGUGGCACGGAAAAGUGAAAUUAGUCAUUUCGUUGCCAAAGAAAAUGUUAGCACCUUACCAGCGAUAGAUGCAACAGAAAAAAAAUUGCCAAAAAUCUCUGGCACUAAAGUAAUUGAAGGGAAGCAAAAACCAAUUUGCACAGAGGUAAAAUCAACUGUACCUAAACUUGAAUUGAAACCAAAAGGACAUCAUGAAAAGAUUCAGAUGCCUCAGUCAUCAAAACCAGGUGUUCUUAAGUCUGGAUCAGUAAAGGAAACUCCUAUAACAAUAUCACAUGCAAGCAAAAUGGAGAAAAUUUCAUCUGAAAGUUCUGAUACUAAAAUGGCCAAAGAAAAACAGACAUCUGUUCCAAAACAGGUUAAAGCAUCAGUGCCCAGUUCUGAAUUAAAAUCUGCUGCACUGCACAAAAAAGAAGAGGUGGAAUCUUCCUCCAAAAAGAAAACUGAAACUAAGUCUGAUACUGUUGAGGAGAAAGCAAAUAUGUCAUUGAUGAAAGAUCUCAGCACAGAUUCUGUAGACAGAGUUGAAAACAACUCAGUUACACAAACCACAGAAGUUUCUGAGAAGCUUGAUAAUAUUUCUCUAACAGUAAGACCACCCGUUUUGUCACCAUCAGAACAGAGAAAACCACAAACUAGUGAAAAAGAAAUAAUUAAACAGAAGAAUGGCUCAAAGGAGCAAAGAGAGAAAGAAGACAAGACCGAGAGUCAAAUGCCAGCUCCCAUUAAAGAAGAUUCUUUGAGUGUAACUGUAGGCUCAAAAGAUCCAGAGUUAAUUUCUUCUCUGGCAAUUCUGAAUGUUAUCUCUACAAGCAAAAUAGAUAAUAAGGGGAUGCCUUCGGUUAAGGAAGGGGGUAGUUCAGAAAUAAGUACAUCAGAAACUCCUGUUGUCUGUUCAGAGGACGUUUCACAUAAAGUCGUGCCGGAGGUGUCUGCUAAGAAAAUUGAAACAGAGCUAGGUGCUACUAUGAAAGAACGGCAAAUAACAGGGUCUUCAGUGUCAAGCUGGAAACCAGUUGCUUCAAAAGGGGUUUCUGAUCUUCAUGAGUUAACUGAGACAGAAAGAGUGGAGAAGCUUCUGCCCAAGUUAGAGGAAGACAAGUUAGUUCCAGAUAGGGUGAGGGGUGAAGCAACAAAGCCUGCAACAAAUCUUGCAGCUCUCAAGGGAAAGCCACACACUUCCAAAGAAACAGAAUAUGCUCAAGCGACAAACACGGCAGCUGUUGAGGACAGAAAGAAGACCAAAACUGAAGACGUUUGUGGUGGUCAAGAGAAAUCGGUGAAGAUGUCAGAGGACUUAACGGCCGUGUUGUCUUCAAAGGAGUCUUUGAAUAAAGAGAGAUUGAAGGAUGCUCCAGAGAAAGUUAAAGUUGAAACUAAAUUAGAGGAAAAGAAAGAUGAAAGAAGUAAAAUAGAAGAGACAGUGUUGAAAACAAAGGAAGAUGACAAUGUCUCAAAGUCUGAUGAGAAAUCUGCUGAAACAAAGUAUGAUGACAAAGUAGAUUUUAAGUUAAGACAUGCUGAGGUUAAACAUUCAGCAUCUGGCUCACUUACGGUAAAUACAGACGUCUGUGUUACUAAAGAUAAGAAGCAGACCACAAAUGAGACUGAGACGAUAGCCAUGACAAAGAAUGAAAAAGCAGAUGUAGUGAAAGGUAAACCUAGUGUGUUGAAGGUAUUUGCAGGGAAAAAGUUUCUACAGGAAAGUGUUGUGACUGAAAAAAGUGAUGAAAAAGAAGAUACUGAUUCUCAUGAAACAAGUGAUGGCUUGAAAGUUGUUGACAAACAUGAGGAAGUCACCACAGGUGAUGAAAAGGCUAUAGAAAUGUUAAAACCUUCACCUGAAGCUUCUGUUGUAGUUGAGAAAGCUGAGGGUAAGCGUUUUCUGUUGGACAAUGUGCCAAAAGUUGAUACUGAAGAAAAACUGAAGCACUCUGAAAAAACCCUAAAAAAGGUUGUAAGCUUAGAGGAGGCUUUGCCACCAGAUGAAGGUCAAGAAAAGAAAGCAGAUUCAUACGUAAAGGAUUCCAAGUUGGCGGGUGAAGAGAAAUUGACAGAUACUUCAGUUUUGAAAGAUACAGAGAGCACUGGUAAGCAAGUAGACACAGCAGUAACAAAGUCUGAUUCAUCACUUGAACACAGUGGAAGCAAAGCAGAUAAGUCUGGGAAGAAGUCAGUCAGUGAGAAGGAAAUUACUCGAGAAGAAUCACUUGAUCGAGCACAGUUGGCCAAAAAUAAAAAAGGCUUUGUACAAACUAAUGAGCCUGUGAGUAGGAAACAGGGAGACGAUAAAUUGGGGAAGAAACCAGCUGAUGAGAAGGAAGGUGCUCAACAACUUGUACCUCAUCAUAUUUCUGAAAAUAAACAGAAAGAGGAUAAAUUAGCAAAGGUAUUGGUGGACCAGAAGGGAUAUUCUCAGGAACUCGGACCGGAACAACCCACUGAAAAUAAACAGGAAGAGGAUAAGCCAGAAAAGAAACCAGUUGACAAGAAAAAAUGUGACCAAGAACUCAGGCCAGAUCGCACCACUGAAAAUAAACAGGAAGAGAAGGACAAAUUGGGAAAGAAACUAGUUGACAAGAAGGAAAUUAAUCAAGAACUCAAAGAUCAGGCUAUUGAAAAUAAACAGGAAGACGAUAAGCCAGCAAAGAAACCAGCUGACAAGAAGAAAGGUGACAAAGAAGUCGGACCAGAUCAGAUCAGUGAUGACAAACAGGAAGAGGGGGGCAAAUCGAUAAAGGAACUAGUCGGCAAAGAGGAAGUUAGUCAAAGACCAGUUCAGGCUACUAAAGAUAAACAGCAAGGUGACAGGUCAGUAAAGAAACCAGUUGACAAGAAAAAAGGCGACCAAGAGAUCAGACCUGGUCAAGCCACUGAAAAUAAACAGGAAGAGGAGGACAAAUUGGAAAAGAAACCGGUUGAAAAGAGAGAAUUUAGUCAAGAACUCGGAGAAGAUCAGGCUACUGGAACAGAAAGGCUAGAGGGUAAGUCAGGAAAGAAACCAGCUGACAACAAGAAAGGCAACCAAGAACUCGUGGCAGAUCAUAUCCCUGAAAAUAAACAUGAAGGGAAGGACAAAUCUACAAAGAAACCAAUUGACAAGGAGGAAGUCAUUCAAGAACUCGGAGAAAAUCACACUACUGAAAGUGAACAAAAAGAGAAUACAUCAGUAAAGAAACCAGUUGACAAGAAAAAAGGUGAACAAGAUCUCAGGCCAGAUCAGAUCACUGAAAAUAAACAGGAAGAGGAGGACAAAUCUAUAAAGAAACCAUUUGACAAGGAGGAAGUUAGUCAUGAACUUGAACAAGAUCAGGCAACUGAAAAUAAGCAGCAAGUGGGUGAGUCAGUGAAGAAACCAGUUGAUAAGAAAAAAUGUGACCAAGAACUCGAAGUUGAUCACACCACUGAAAGUAAACAGGAAGAGGAGGACACAUUGGGAAAGAAAACAGUUGACAAGAAGGAAAUUAGUCAAGAACUCGGACAAAAUCAGACAAAUGAAAAUAAACAGCUAGAGGAUAAGUUGGUAAAGAAACCAGUUGACAAGGAAAAAAGUGACCAGAAACUCAGACCAGAUCAGAUCAGUGAAAAUAAAUGGGAAGAGGCGGCCAAGUCGAUAAAGAGACCCCUUGACGAGGAAGAAGGUAGUGAAGCACUCAGACCAGAUCAGGUUACUGAAAGUAAACAGGAGGAAGAGGAGAAAUUGAGAAAGAAAUCAGUCGACAAGGAGGAAGAUAGUCAAGAAGCCAAACCUGAUCAGGCUGCUGUGAAUAAACCGCAAGAGGAAAAGUCAAUAAAAAAACCAGUAGACAAGAAAAAAGGUGACCGAGAACUCAGACCAGGUCAGACCACCGAAAAGAAACAGGACGAGCAGGAAAAAUUGAGAAAGAGGCCAGUUCACAAGGCAGAAUUUAGUCAAGAGCUCAGACAAAGUGAUGCUAUUGAAAAUAGACAGGAAGAGAAUAAAAAAGUAAAGAAACAGCUUGGCAGGAAAAAAGGUGAACAGGAGCUUGGACCAGAUCAGACCACAGAAAAGAAGCGAGAAGAGGAGGACAAAUCGGGAAAGAAACCAGUUGAAAAGAAGGAAGGUAGUCAAGAAUUCAGACAAUAUCAGGCUACUGAAAAUAAACAGGAAGAAGCAAAGUCAGUAAAGAAACCACUUGACAGGAAAAAAGGUGACCAAGAACUUGGACCACAUCAAGCUACUGAAAAUAAACAAGAGGAGGAAGAGAAAAUGAAAAAGAAAGCAGUUGACAAGAAGGAAAUUAGUCAAUUAAGACGAGAUCAGGCUACUGAAAAUGAACAGGAGGAGAACAAGUCACCAAAGAAACCACUUGAAGGGAAAAGAGGUGACCGUAAACUCAGACCAGAUCAGACCACUGAACACGUACAGGAAGAGGCUGACGAAUCAGGAAAGAAACUGGUUGACAAUAAGGAAGUUAGUCAAGAACUAGAACAAGAUCAGGCUACUGAAAAGAUACUGGAAGAGGGUAAGUCAGGAAAGAAACGAGUUGACAAGAAAAAUAAUGACCAAGAACUAAUACCAGAUGAGAGCAAUGAGAAUAAAAAGGAAGAGGAGGACAAAUUAAUAAAGAAAUCAGUUGACAAACAGAAAGUUGGUCAAAAACUCAGACGGGAUCAGGCUACUGAAAACAAACAGGAAGAAGAUAUGUCAGGAAAGAAACCAAUUGACAAGAAGGAAAAUGCCCGAGACUUUGUAUUAAAUAAGGCUGCUGAAAAUAAAAAAGCUACUGCAGACAGUCAUGCAUCUCUGAGUAGUCAAAAAGAAGGGGAGGGCAAGUCAGGGAAAAAACCUCUUGACAAGGAAGAAAUUGCUCGAGAACUUGAACCAGCUCAAUCUGUCAAAAUUAAAAAAUCCACUGGAGAUAUUGAUGUAUCUUUGGAUAGUUCACAGGAAGGGGGGACACCUGCGAUUUCUCUCAGCAGAACUGAAGCUCACGAUGCGAAAAGUAAGUCCGUGAAAACAAUUCCCGCAAAAGAUGUGGAAAUCCAAGAGCAGGCAAAGAAGCUUAUUAUUGAGGCAGACAAACAGGUUGCUGCUGUGGAUUCUGAUGGCAAUAUCUCCAUUUCUGUUUCAAAGGUCAGUGCUCCAGAAGUCCAGGCACUUGAAAAAUCUGAAACUGGGCGGAGCUCUUCACCGACAAAAUCAUCUCUAAAACGUAGAAGAGAUAGAUCUCACAGUGAACCAAUAGACAAGGAUAGUAUAGGUGAUGAUGAGAAGCCAAGUGCAAAACUGUUGAAGACAGACAGUUCAGCAUCACAAGAGAAAAUAAUCUUGAGAGUGAGAACGCAAAGUCUCUCUUCUGACGGAGACAGCAGAAAAUCACCCGUGGACACAGCCACAUAUUCUCCAAAAUCUGCAGCAAGUACAGGGAACAAAAGUGCUGAAGAACCUACAGUUCCGAAGCUGACAAUAAAAAUACCGAAAGCCGACGAUACUGUGGCAAGUCUGAAAAUGGAGAAGAGUGAAAGGAGCAGUCCGAAACAUCAAAAACAGGUGGAUCUGGAAACUGUUCAUAGUGAGCUAUCUGCUGAAGAAAGUAAGAGAGGGAAAGUAGCGUUAAAGAUAAGUAUACCAGCAGAAAAACCAUCUGAAGAAUGCAGGCAGUCACCAAAAUUAGAGAAACUAACCAUUAAGAUACCUAAGCAAGGAGAAGGAAAACAUUCUGAACCGUAUAUUGACUCACCCAGAUCAAGAGAGGAAGGGAGGGUGGAAAAAUUGACAUUGAAAAAGGUGAAAGGUCACUUUUCACCUGUUACAAAAGAUGAUAGUCUGCAAGGAGAAUCUAAAACUGAAAAAAUUCACAAAAAGGUGCCAAAAAGUGAUGGGGCCAAUGUAUCAUUUGCAGAGGAAGAGAGUAAGGAAGUGGGAACUAAUGAUGGCGGACUGCUGCUACAAAUUGCGAAAGUAGCAGAUGUGAAGCAGACGAGUAGUAAUCUUCCAGAAGCAUCAGUUGAGGGAGAACCGAAGGUGGAAAAGUUAACACCGAAAGUAACGACUGAGGCAAAAAUGUUGGAAGCUACCAAUACUGAUGCUACUGCAAAAGAAAUAGUUAAAACAGAAAAAGUAAUUACAAAACCCUUGAAGUCAGCUGAUAGCAUAGCAAUUGAAGCAACAGCAGAAACUGAAGAACCCCAAGUAGACAAACCCUCAUCGAAAACAAGAAAAGCGGCACAAGCAUGUCCCACAGUUUUGGCAACAGAGACAAAAGACGAAAUUGCAAUAGAAAAACCCUCGCAAAAAAUGUUGAAACUGAGAGAAACCUCUGCAUCUCCUGCAGCAGAAAUGGAAGAAGGAAGGAAAAUGGAGAAAUUGACUCUGAAGUUCUCUAAAGACUUGGAAAGCAAGAGCAGCUUUAGAGUUUCCUCUCCUGUUCCAAAGGAAGAUGGAGGAAAAAUUGAGAAACUCUCACCAAAAGUGACAAGAGCAUCAGAGACAAGUGCGACUUCUAGUGCUCAGAAGCGGCACGAGACUGACGUGCAGCACGGAAGUUCUGAUAGGAAUAAGCGUCCAAAAUUACAGACGCGCAGUGAAGCUACACUGGUUAAAGACUCUGAAAGACAAGAAGAAAUGCAUGUUGAGAAUUUACCAUUAAAAGGCAGAGGAGCCUCUGGGGCAAGUACUGCCAAAGGCAAACAGCCACUGGUGCAAAAGGACUCUCCCAAGAAGGAAAAUGUCACUGCUCAUCCGGCAUCGCCACAUAAGGUGAAGGACAAACAUACAAAAUUAAGUACAGAAGCUGAAACUACUGGAGACGACAAAGGGACGAAGCUGCUGUCAGCUGCUGUAAAAAUAGAGGAGUCAGUUACAGAAAUUUCUGUGGCAACUUCAUCUUCCAAAGAAUGUGAAGAACAUGAAGAAACUUCAGAAAAGCUGCCUACAAAUUUGGAAGCACCAGUUGAAGAAAGUGGAAAGCACGAGCUCCCAUCAUUCGAGGAAAUUGAAGGAGGAAAUCUAGAGGACACGAGGGAGCCAGAAGAUCUUUUGACACUGAUUUCUAAACAAGAAUCUGAACAUACCCUAAUGUCACAGUUACCGGUCAUAAUAGAUGUCAGAAGUGAACAGGAAACGGGAUCACUGUCAUCUAUCGAUGACGUGCAAAGUAUUGGAAGACUUUCAGAUUCACAAGAUUUUGAUGUCAUAGAAUCUGAAGAAAUCGUACGAGGCACAAACAAACAGAAGGGAACAGAAGUUUCAGAAACAAAAGAGCGUCAGGGCUCCAGAGCCGGAAUGGGCGACAGCCGUGUACACGAAUCGUCAGCCCGCAAGAGAAGUGUGUCACCUCUGCAGUCUAUCCUCAAAGAAGCACUUGCAAGAGAACAACCUGUUACAUCGGUAGCUCAUUCUGAACGAUCUAAAGCUACCCUUGUGAAGAGUGAAAGAGUAAGUACUUCUGCCCCAGAAAGAAAAGUGGCAAAGGAACAGGUUCCAGCUAAAGGGACAAAGAUGGCAGUAGAAGUCAGUAAAUCGAUGCAUGUCAGCAGUGCAGCUAGCUGUGAGAUAAAGAGUGGUGAUGGCACACAUUCUAAACUGGAAAUUUUCGAAGUUAAGAGUGGAGCGCUCCAUAAUCGAGAUAGGGUAGCUGCCAGACAGAAACGGGCGAGCUCGGGUGAGCAGAUACUAGAGCGGGAAGUGAGAGUGCAAAAGCUUAACCCGAAGCAAAAAGCUCUUCUGUCUCCAAAGCAGCAGAAGAGUGCUUCAGCGAUGGAACUCGGUGACUCCACAUCCUCGAGAGCUGAACACUCCAGCAAUCUUGAGAAAAUGGCACCGAGACUGCCAACGGCAGAUAUACCCAAGUUGCUGAAGAUACCAGGAAGACAGAAGAGACUCACCGGUUCUUUGUUAUCAUCACCACCGCCAGCAAACCAAAAUCAGCAAUCUACUGUGAAAGUGAUAGAACUGGGUGAUAUCAAUGACGGUGAGUCACCAUCGACCAGGAAAAAGAGAGAGUCUGAUGUGGAGAGUAUAGAAACCAUACGCACAACCACUCCUAUAGCCAGGAAGCUCUCGCGCUCGUCUAGGUCCUCUGUCGAAUCUGUUGAAGACACCUCUCCUAGUAAGAAGUUGCGCGUGGAAACAGAAGCAGGCUCACCGCCUCCCGCCAGCUCAGCUCCCCACAAACGACAGUCCCUGUCGCCGGCAGCGGCACAUGUGCCUGUGAAGAGGCAGCGGGGAUCCUCCGGACCUUCUGGCGACACUCCAGAUGAGCCCCUGGAAGUGGUCCCUCCUGCUGCAGGUGUGGAACGCCUCCGCGCUGUACUGGGUCCUGACAUGUCCAUCAGUCUGGCAGGCCAUAGGACACCCACGCACGACGAGUCGUCUGGUGCUUCGUCUGAGGAUGUACAGAUAAUAGAGGUGGUGGAAAGGCAGCCGCCCAAACCACCCCAACCGCCCCCAGUUGAUGCCUUUGAUGACAAUAGCUCACAGGAUGUGAUCAUUGUCGAAGAGGUGGGCACACCAAUGCCACCAGCUCGUAUGCCAGAAAUGCCGACACGUGGUGGUAAGAGAAUGAGAGGCCGACCUCGGCGAAUGAGUGUGCAGCCCACGAGCCCCGUCUCGCGCCACCACGAGGAGGCGGUGCCGCCACCUGCCCAGCAAGUCGCAGAUCCCGGCUUGACGGCAUCCGGAAGGCCAAAAAGGUCGUGCCGUGGCCGUGAACUUCCUUUUGUCGAAAAGAAGAAGACUCGUGCUAGAGGUGGCGGUCGCAGACGCAGAGGUGACACACUUACAGAUCAUCGUCCAGGUGGCCUGUCUGAGUUUGCACGCAGCUUCUCUGGGUCUCUCUCUCCAACCAGCAUCUCCGGUGCUAUUCCACACGAAAUGUUACCACAGCCGGCGAAGAAGAGCUUCACGUUGGGUGACAAGUCUCCUUCCGGGCUAUCCAGGUCAGGUGCUAUUCCACAAGAAACGUUGCCGGAGCCGGUGAAGAAGAGCUUUGCAUUAGGCGAGAAGUCUCCUCCCACACUACCCAGAUCCAGUGCUAUUGCACAUGAAGCGUUACCAGAGCUGGGGAAGAAGAGCUUCGCAUUGGGCGAGAAGUCACCUCCUGCGCUACUCAGGUCGCCUCCUGGCCUGCUGUCUCCUCCGAGGGUGAAGUCCCCCGAACCCAAGUCACUCCCAUCGAAGCACCAGAAGGCAGGGCCAGGAAAGAAGUCUGCCGCCACUGCUAGACGAGCGUCACUGGUGGCUGCAGAAAAGGAGGCACUACCAGCAGAUUCUGAAGCAGUUACCGAAACGACUCGAAGAAGGUCAACAGAGACGAGGGAAAUGCAGCCUGCGGACGGAGAGCCGACUGCGGCAACCUCGGAUGUGAUCGUCGAACCUCGCACCCCUGAGCCUACUGGCGAACCUACGGCAACUGCACAGAGUGUAUCUCUUGUACCAUCAGGACCACCAUCACCGAUGCAGGCUCCACCGAUGGCAAGUGAGCCUCCAUCACCGUGCCCUGCUCCAAGUACAGUGCAGGUGUUCGAAGAAGAGACGCGCAUGAGUGCCGAGGGUGCAGUGGUUGGGAGAAUGGCAGAGCCUGAGAGUGCAGAAGGCAGUCGGGCUCAGUCUCCGGUGCAGAUUCCUGACAAGAUCCCUGUGGCCAAGACACCAGGUGCGGAAGGAGUUGGUGAAGAAUCUCAGGGCAGUGUGAUCAGCACAGCGACAACUGAAAGUGUGAAAAAGAAGAAUCGUAUGGAGGUGUGUGACGCAGAAAUCAAGGUGUUCACAGUGGAUCAGAUAGCAGAGUACCAGUGGCCAGAAAAGUCUGGCGAUCACUUGAUGAUUCAAGAGCAAAUCUCAGAGUACCUCGGUAUAAAGUCAUUCAAGCGAAAAUAUCCUGACCUUCAGCGACGUCCCAUAGAUGCCGAAGAGAAGACCUACCUUCGUGACAAAGGGCUUGUCUCCGAAAACAUGUGUGACAUGGGUCUAACAGCAGUACUCUCGUCAGAAGUGUUGGAUAUCAUGUACACAGAUUUCCAGGACAAGUACGAAGAGUAUCGCCGAUAUCUCCGCGAUCGCCAGGCAAAGGAACUUAGCUCUAGGCAGAAAGCAAUGUCCUCUCUUGUAGGUACCGGGAAUCGGCAACAGGACACCAAGGAGAAAGCUGUCCAGUCUGCAGCCGAAUGGAAUGCCACAUUCAAUCGCGGUCGCCGCGACCAGCGCCGUUGCUGCUUUGAUCUGCAGACGUUCACCAUCCACUACCCGCAUAAUCGUGCAGUGAAAAUGGUUCCGAAGGAUGUUCCCAAAAUUGGAUAUUACCCAGUCGCGCUCAUUCCUGGACAGUAUACUGAUUAUUAUAAGAGCUAUACACCUGCGGAGCUCCGCUACUUCCCUCUCAACACGGUGCUGUACGGUCCACUGAAGCCCAACGAACGACACCAGGAGCCUCUGCCAGGCUCUGGCGGUGGCGGCUCAGAUGGGAGCCAGUCCGACUCCGACGAUUCCAGCUCCUCUUCAGAUUCAAGUAGCAGCUCUUCGAGUGACGGGAGCCAGGAUUCGGACGACAGUGGAUCUGAAGCCGGUGAUGUGGUAGACCGGACGGACGAUAAGAAACCUGCAGUGUCGGACGAUAAUGCCGGCGGCGGCACGCCUACAGUCAACGGGACCGUCAUCAAGGUCGAAGAUGCGGCAGAGCUGAGGGACGCGACUGCCCGGUGCAAAGUGUGUGGCGGCGACCGCAACCGCAAUAUCAAGACGGGCCGGCCGGAGCCUCUGGUCCACUGUGCGAGCUGCACACAGAGCGGUCACACGACCUGCCUCAACCUCACCGUGGACAUGGUGCCUCACAUUCGUCGCUACGACUGGCAGUGCACUGACUGCAAGAUAUGCAUCCAGUGCAAGGACCCUGCCGAUGAGGAUAAGAUGCUCUUCUGUGACAUGUGCGACCGUGGGUAUCACAUUUACUGUGUGGGGCUACGGCGUGUGCCGAGUGGACGCUGGCAUUGCAAGGAGUGCUCCAUCUGUGGCUCUUGUGGAGCACUGACUCCUGCUGGCAAUGUCGACCCGACUACCACAAACAACGGCUCCAGUGCUUCUGUAAUAGUGAAUCCACAGUGGCAGCACGAGUACAAGAAAGGAGAGAAAGGCACUAGAGUCUAUGCCCAGACACUUUGUGUCCCAUGCUCCAAGCUGUGGCACAAGGGGCGUUACUGCCAGCUGUGCUGCCGGUGCUUCAACAACCGCCCGGAGGAAGAGCCGGGGCUCAUCUGCUGCUCCGUCUGCCAGAAGUGGAUGCACGCUGAGUGCUGUAAUGUAGUGCCCCGUGAAGCGAGCCGCAUAACAAGUUUCCUGUGCGAGAUGUGCCAGGAGAAAGGCCAUGCGGGACGCGCCCGCUCCCCGUCGCUCGUCAAGAUUCCCCACCCGGGACAGCCAUCCUCGGGGCCAGCCCUCUUGCUGGCAGCACCUCUGCGAGCCUGCUGAUAGGCAGAGGACAGUGUCGUAUCUCCUAGAGGCACUAGUUUACCCGAAUGUAGUGUGCCACGGCAUCCAUCUGUAUGACCAGGUCUUUGUAUCUUUCCGUGAGAUCUACACUGUAGCCAAUGUCACUUUCUUUUUUGUUGUGUGUGCAGAACAAGUGUACUGCCAUCUGAUUUAAGAAAAUGCCUACAAGCUUUAGCACAGUUUUCUCAUCUGUUCCGUAAAGUGUUUUUUCUAUAAGAGUGCUAUCCACUGCCCAUCCUGUACUCAAAUUCUGGUCAGUUC